This is a messenger RNA of Armigeres subalbatus, 1089 nucleotides long. RefSeq lists its product as uncharacterized. The record is from RefSeq and is a predicted model, not a curated record. The transcript is spliced from 8 exons. Bases 1 to 1089 code for a protein of 362 amino acids. NCBI's taxonomy places the organism in Eukaryota, Metazoa, Arthropoda, Insecta, Diptera, Culicidae. Gene Ontology annotation, biological process: monoatomic ion transport. Gene Ontology annotation, cellular component: membrane.
AUGGCCCCGUGGGUCCGAACGAUCUUCAUCAACCACCCGUUAAAGCUGCUGGUGAUGCGCCGACCCAUCUACCAGCCGCUGCACCAUUUUAGUGCUGCUUCGCAAAGAUUUAUGUUGCGCUCGUGCACGGGAAUGGGCGACAACAUCCCACCGCUACCGCCAACGAUUGCGUUCGAUCCCUCGGUGCUGCUCGAUCAUCAUCUGCUCGAUUCCAGUGACAGUACAGCUUCACAAAACUAUUUUCCCGAACCGGAACAGUGCUUCCUGUACGUUAUUUCAUUAUUCAUCCAUGUUCGAGCGAUCCCCUUCCCGAUGAUUACAUUGAGCCCCCAAACUAAGCCCUUGGACAGCGUUCCGUUGAUGCCAAGAACGGUGUUUUGUGUUACUAGCCGUGUCACUGCAUGGAUUAGGGUGUUGACACCAUUUUAUCGCAUAAACACGUGCCGCCUGCAUGGAAGCCCGACGCAUCAUGCCCAUCAUCACCAUGGAGGCGGCCACCAUCAUCACCACCAUCACGGCCUGCGUGGGAUAGACCUGAUGGAUGACUUACCACUGCCCUAUCAAGAUCACAACCAUCACAAUUCCCCGAUGUCGCCGAUAAAUUUAAAUCUCCUGUCAUCGGCGUCGAGCACGGCCGUCCCGAAUCCGGUCACCGGUGGCCUGUCGAGUGCGGGUGCGGCCCUCCUUGAUCCCUCACACCGUUCCAACGGUGCCGAUUAUCAACACCACGGACAGUGGUCUCGGCGGGAGCGGCGGCGGCAGCGGGGUACUGACGGCAAGGACAAGUCCACGCGACCCCGGUGGCUCACAUGUCCCGAGCUGCACAAAGCGAUGGACGGCGUCACGUACAUCGCCGACCACACGCGGAAGGAGGAGGAGAGUACGAGGGUAAAGGAAGACUGGAAGUUCGUGGCCAUGGUGCUAGAUCGGCUAUUUCUGUGGAUCUUCACCAUCGCGGUAGUGUUCGGGACGGCCGGCAUCAUCCUGCAGGCGCCCACCCUCUACGACACCCGAGUGCCGAUCGAUAUCAAGAUGUCGGAGAUUGCAACGACGACUGCGAAACCGUACAUUGCCAAACCAGUGUUAUAA